Molecule: messenger RNA, 1347 nt
Organism: Lolium rigidum
Lineage: Eukaryota; Viridiplantae; Streptophyta; Magnoliopsida; Poales; Poaceae
Exons: 3
Coding region: 1-1233 (410 amino acids)
Source: RefSeq, a predicted model, not a curated record
AUGGCGGAGCCGGAUCAGACGCACACGACGGCGACGGAGGCGCACACGGAGGAGACAGACACGGACACAACGGAUACGGAAGAAUCUGCGACGGACACGGACGGUGUGCCGGAGCUGACGCCGGAGGAGAUGGCGCGGCUGCUGGAGCCAGACCCGGAGCCCACGGCCGAGGAGAAGGCGCUGCAGGCUCUCCACCUCGUCCGCUGCAGGGACUUCACAGAGCACGACCCCAAGACGAACGCCUACGUCUGCACCCGCUUCUGCGGCUUCAACAUCGCCUUCUUCGACCUCGACCAAGAGUCUGAAGCGAUCCAUGGGCUGCCACUCCAAGAGCUAAGCAAUUCUCAGUGGAGGUCGAUUGUGGAAUCAUCCGUAAAUGUCCUUUCGUUGAAGCUGAUCGAAUCCGAUGUGGGCUACCCGAUCAACGUGUUUGGUACCGUGAUUGCGAGGGAUGAGGUCGACUACAAGUGUGUCUACCUGUUCCGGCGUGAAAGGGAUGAUUCCCAGUGCAUCGAGUCGCCGGAGGACAUGCUAACAUUGACAGGCCCAAGUCGAGGAUUGGUGGUAUCAGACAGAAUGUUUUUCGAGAUCAAUCUAAAGAUCAAGGGUGAUGCAACCACACACGACCGAGAUUUUAGCAAAGGUGUGAUAGAAUACUCGCGUCUCCCCCUUAUCUCUUCCAAGAGACCGGUGACUGAGCUGCUAACUAGCUGGCGGAGCAAGGUGGAAUUGGUGUUAGCGCCUGUUCCAUAUCCCGUGGCAGCUACACUCAAGGUCAAUAUUUUGAAUGGGUCGCGUGAUACCCCUUUCAACGGCAAAAUCACCGCUUGGACUACUGGAAAUGUCGAUGAUCAUAUCAUUCUAUAUGAACAUGAUGGUACUAACACCUCUAUGGGCACUGGGAAAUUAAUUGAAGACAGUGGCUCUGUUGUGUUAACUCGAAAUUUGGUUGCUGUCCCUGUCCCUGUCCCCAUCCCCCCAUUUGAUGAAGAUGAAGAAAUUGUGAUCAAUGUCUGUUUUAUUACCGGUAACGACGAGGAUGAACGCACCCUGGUCACUAUACAAUACCCUCAGGAGGAAAAGGUUUGCAACCACGGCCGGUAUGAGCUACAAGUUAAGGUUUCUUGGACAGCUAUUGUAAGGCGGCCGAUGAGCAAAGGUAUUCAUAGAAGAUGGUGUUCUGUGCCUAGGAAACCAUUAGCCUUCUAUGUGCAUCAACACAAGUUCUGUUGAAGUUUGUGGAGAUCAAAAGUUCAGUUGAAGAUCCCAUCUGUACAAGAGGUUGUCCAAUGUUGUGCACUGAAAUAGGCAGCUAGCUUAGGUUGAAACGCUUAUUUAAUAUAUUUA